GUGCAAGCUGUCAGGAAUCAGAGAGGCCACUUCCUUCCCCAAUCCUUUCCUUUCAGCUGGGAGAAUGGGAGAAGAUUCAGGUGCCCUCAAUGGGCAGAGGGUGUGGAUGGUACUGGCUUCCUGAUAUAAAAACACAGAGCAGCCCACCCACUACCUGGCCUGAUAGUGCCUUCUGCUAUGGCGCCCAAGCAGAGAGGAUACUCUUGGAGUCCCCCAGGCUGGUUCGGUGCAGGCUGGAGCACUUACAGGUCGAUUUCUCUUUUCUUCACCCUUGUGACUUCAGUGAACUCAAUAGGUGUUUCUCAGUUGGUGAAUCCUGCCUUUCCAGGCACUGUCAUUUGCGAUGAAAGGGGAAUAGCAGUGCAGUUCCGGAGCAGUCCUGGCACCAAGAAAUGGCAUGCAUCUGUGGUGGAUCCCUUUGGUCUUGACAUGCCGAACUGCCCUUACCUCCUGGACCCAGAAAAGCUCACCAUGAGGGCUACCUAUGAUAACUGUACCAGGAGAGUGCAUGGCGGGCACCAGAUGACCAUCAAGUUUAUAAAUGACAGUGCUGCUGUAAGACACGGAGCUGUCAUGUACCAGUUCUUCUGUCCAGCUAUGCAGGUAGAAGAGACCCAUGGGUUUUCAGCAGCUACAACCUGCAAAAAGGAUUCAAUGUCUUUUUCCUUGCCACGGAUCUUCUCUGGUUUGGCUGAUGCCACUCAGCAGACAGAAGUUCAGAUGGGAUGGAGCAUUGAGGUUGGUGAUGGUGCAAAAGCCAAAACUCUGACCCUGUCGGAAGCUAUGAUGGAAGGCUUCAACCUCCUAUUCGACAACAACAGGAUGACCUUCCAAGUGCCAUUCAAUGCCACUGGAGUGAAUCACUAUGUGCAAGGUAACAGUCAUCUCUACAUGAUGUCUCUGAAGCUUACGUUUAUAGCUCCUGGGCAGAAGGUGAUCUUUUCUUCACGAGCUAUUUGUGCACCAGAUCCUGUGACCUGCAAUGCCACGCACAUGACUGUCACCAUACCAGAGUUUCCUGGGAAGCUUAAGUCUGUGAACUUUGGAAACCAGAACAUUGAAGUGAGCCAGUUGCGUGACAGUGGAAUUGAUCUAGAAGCAACAGAUGGCACAAAAUUGCAUUUCAGCAAAACUCUGCUCAAAACGAAAUUGUCUGAAAAAUGCCUAUUCCAUCAGUUCUACUUAGCUUCACUCAAGCUGACCUUUCUCCUCCAGCUGGAGACGGUAUCCAUGGUGAUCCAUCCUGAGUGUCUCUGCGAGUCACCAGUUUCCAUAGUUACAGCCGAGCAGUGCACCCAGGAUGGGUUUAUGGACUUCGAGGUUUACAGCCACCAAACACGACCAGCUCUCGACCUGGGUACUCUGAGGGUGGGAAGCUCAUCCUGCCAGCCUGUCUUCGAGGCUCAGUCCCAGGGGCUGGCACGGUUCCACAUACCCCUGAAUGGAUGUGGAACAAGAUAUAAGUUUGAAGAUGAUAAAGUCAUCUAUGAAAAUGAAAUACAUGCUCGCUGGAUGGAUCUUCCUCCAAGCAAAAUAUCUAGAGACAGUGAGUUCAGAAUGACGGUGAAGUGUUCUUACAGCAGGAAUGACAAGCUACUAAACAUCAAUGUUGAAAGUCUUACUCCUCCAGUGGCCUCAGUGAGGUCCGGUCCAUUUACCUUAAUCCUGCAAAGCUACCCAGGUAAUUCCUACCAACAACCUUAUGAGAACAAUGAGUACCCUCUAGUGAGAUUUCUCCGCCAACCAAUUUACAUGGAAGCGAGAGUCCUAAACAGGGAUGACCCCAACAUCAAGCUGGUCUUAGAUGACUGCUGGGCAACGUCCACCAUGGAUCCAGACUCUCUCCCCAAGUGGAACAUUGUUGUGGAUGGCUGUGCAUACAACCUGGACAACUACCUGACUACCUUCCAUCCAGUCGGCUCCUCCGUGACCCAUCCUGAUCACUAUCAGAGGUUUGACGUGAAGGCUUUUGCCUUUGUAUCAGAAGCCCACAUGCUCUCUAGGAUGGUCUACUUCCACUGCAGUGUCUUAAUCUGCAAUCGACUCUCUCCUGACUCCCCUCUGUGUUCUGUGACCUGCCCUGUGUCAUCUAGGCACAAGCGAGCCACAGGAACCAAUGAAGCAAAAACAAUGACAGUCAGUCUCCCGGGACCCAUUCUCCUGUUGUCAGAUGACUUCUCAUUCAGAGGUGUUGGCCUAUCUGAUCUGAGGCUGUUAAAAGCAAGUGGGAGCCGUGGGGAGAAGAGUAGGAGUGAAACAAGGGAGGAGGCAGGCUCACAGGCUGUUACUGACACCAAAGGGCACAAGACUACUGGGGAUGUUGCUUCCAAAGCUGUGGCUGCUGUGGCCACCUUAGCAGGCAUGGUGGCAACUCUAGGCUUCAUCUGCUACCUGUGCAAGAAAAGAAUUGUGUCAAAUCACUAAUUGGACUUACAAAUAAAGCAGUCAAAAUAA
Molecule: messenger RNA, 2454 nt
Organism: Callithrix jacchus (white-tufted-ear marmoset)
Lineage: Eukaryota; Metazoa; Chordata; Mammalia; Primates; Cebidae
Gene: ZP2
Product: zona pellucida glycoprotein 2
Biological process (GO): binding of sperm to zona pellucida; prevention of polyspermy
Cellular component (GO): egg coat
Molecular function (GO): acrosin binding; structural constituent of egg coat
Source: RefSeq, a predicted model, not a curated record